AUGCGGCAAGCCCCCCGCACCUCCCUACAGGGCGUCAGGGUGUCGAUCCGCCACGAGGCGCUGCUGCCCUACGAGGCGCGGAGCACCGGCGUCAAGUACGGCGGCAGGAACAGCUGGUUCACCAUUGGGGGGCGUCCGACCCAGGGCCUGGGCCCCAAGUCGAAGCCGAUGAAGCCUUGGAAGUACCAGCUUGGGCGGUACAAGGGCCAGAAGCGAAAGUGGUGA
Molecule: messenger RNA, 225 nt
Organism: Prorocentrum cordatum
Lineage: Eukaryota; Dinophyceae; Prorocentrales; Prorocentraceae
Source: the annotation of a GenBank genome assembly